AAAUUGGAACAUAAGAAGGAUUAAGACAUAAUUGGUGAAAACAGUAACCGGGGCGCGCCAAACAUCACCAGCAGGCGACCUAAUCAACAUAAUCAAUAAUAAUAACAGGAUAAGAAGAAAGAAGAAGAAGAAGAAAGAAGAAGAAGAAGUGAAGAACAAAAAACCAGUUUCCACUACUCACUUCACUUUACUCUCCAUUCUUCUUCUUCUUCAACUUCUCACCUCCCUCCCCCACUCUAAUGGCCGCAACAGUAAGCAACUGUUGCUUCUCUCUCCUCAACUCCACCGUUAAGCUUCCUCCUUGUUCUGUUUCUACUCGACCCACCACCUUCUCUACACUGCAAACUCCCAUUUCCUCACUAACUCCCAGUAAUCAGGGCAACAGACUUUAUCGCUCAACCAAAGCCUCAUCCUCAUCUUCAUCUUCUCCUCAUUUUGGCAGAGAGAAGGAAUCUGUUUCUGGGAAAGAAUUUCGAGGAAGGAGAGAUGAAAGGAGGUCGUCUAUUUACGUAGAUGGGUCUAAAAGUGGCGGAAAAGCUCAAACAGCAGCUUUUAAAUCAUUUGGAACACAGAGGAAGGACAAGAAAGAUAAAGAAAAAGAGUCUGUGUUCGAUAGAAAAGACCAGCAGGUUGAAGCGGGAAAUCUUCAAGAUGCAACCUUUCUUAAUGCUGUUGUUAAGGUUUACUGCACCCACACUGAGCCUGACUACUCUCUUCCUUGGCAAAAACAAAGGCAAUUUACAAGUACUGGAAGUGCCUUUAUGAUCGGUGAUGGAAAACUGUUGACAAAUGCACAUUGUGUUGAACAUGAAACACAGGUCAAGGUGAAAAGAAGGGGCGAUGACACCAAAUAUGUUGCCAGGGUUUUAGCCAGAGGUGUCGAUUGUGAUAUAGCUUUACUCUCAGUAGAUAGCAAGGAAUUUUGGGAAGGAGCUGAACCCCUUGAAUUGGGACGUUUGCCCCAUCUUCAGGAUGCAGUAACUGUUGUAGGAUACCCCCUUGGAGGAGACACCAUCUCUGUGACGAAGGGUGUUGUAUCACGUAUAGAGGUUACAUCUUAUGCACAUGGAUCAUCUGAUUUAUUAGGCAUACAAAUUGAUGCAGCAAUAAAUCCUGGUAAUAGUGGUGGUCCUGCAUUCAAUGACCAGGGAGAGUGCAUUGGGGUGGCAUUUCAGGUCUACAGAUCUGAAGAGGCUGAGAAUAUUGGAUAUGUUAUUCCAACUACAGUUGUCUCUCAUUUUCUGGAUGACUAUGAGAGGAAUGGAAAGUACACUGGUUUCCCUUCCCUUGGCUUGUUAUUGCAAAAGUUGGAGAAUCCAGCACUACGUGCCUGCUUGAAAGUAAAGUCAAGUGAGGGUGUUCUGGUGCGUAGAAUUGAGCCCACAUCAGAUGCAUAUAACGUCUUAAAGCAGGGGGACGUGAUAGUAAGCUUCGAUGAUAUUCGUGUAGGAUGUGAAGGAACAGUGCCAUUCCGGUCAAAUGAGCGUAUUGCUUUCCGAUAUCUCAUAAGUCAAAAAUUUGCCGGUGACGUUGCAGAGCUUGGUGUUAUUAGAGCUGGGGAAUUUAUGAAAGUUAAAGUAGUUCUAAAACCACGAGUGCAUUUGGUUCCAUAUCAUAUUGAUGGAGGUCAACCUUCUUACUUGAUCAUUGCUGGUUUGGUGUUUACCCCACUCUCAGAACCACUAAUAGAAGAGGAGUGUGAAGACUCCAUUGGGUUGAAACUGUUGACAAAGGCGCGAUACUCUUUGGCUAGGUUUAAAGGAGAACAGAUUGUACUCUUAUCCCAGGUCUUAGCAAAUGAAGUCAACAUUGGGUAUGAGGAUAUGAGCAAUCAACAGGUUUUGAAGUUAAACGGAACUCGAAUAAGGAAUAUUCAUCACUUGGCUCAUCUUGUCGAUUCAUGCAAAGACAAGUACUUGGUCUUUGAGUUUGAAGACAACUACAUUGUUGUCUUGGAGAGAGAAGCAGCUACCGCCGCUUCGUCCUGCAUUCUAAAAGAUUAUGGCAUUCCCUCCGAAAGAUCUUCGGAUUUGUUGGAACCCUACGUGGAUUCGGUGGGAGACAACCAAUCAUUAGACAAGGAUUAUGCUGAUAGCCCAGUUUCAAAUUUUGAAAUCGGUUUCGACGGGCUCCUUUGGACAUGAAUUAUUACAAAGUUUUAAAAAGAGGCCAUUCUGAAAUUUCUCAUUGCAUCAGAUGUAGGAGGUAGGUAGGCAUAGUUUGUUUAUGGUAAAAUUGUUACCACACCUGCUUUUCCUUGGUGCCAUAUUUAUUUGGGAGUUUUUUAACUUUAUUUUUUCUUCUUUAAAAAUAGAUUUUCUAAAAUUCAGUUAAAUCAUUUUUUCCAAAAUGUUAUGUUCUUGUCAAUGAGGGCAUAAAGUAUUUAGAUGUCAUUGCGUCUUAGCCUUGAAAUAAUUCGUGUAAUAAGCAUAUGCAAUGACAAUUAUUGGGUUAUUUGAUAAACGAAUUGAUUAUUUAUUUAUUUAGAGUGGGUUGUUCCUUUUUCA
Messenger RNA from Cannabis sativa, 2507 nucleotides. RefSeq names its product protease Do-like 2, chloroplastic. Bases 240 to 2144 code for a protein of 634 amino acids. Gene Ontology annotation, biological process: proteolysis. The record is from RefSeq and is a predicted model, not a curated record. The transcript is spliced from 21 exons. Gene Ontology annotation, molecular function: serine-type endopeptidase activity; protein binding. NCBI's taxonomy places the organism in Eukaryota, Viridiplantae, Streptophyta, Magnoliopsida, Rosales, Cannabaceae.